GUUCCCAGUACCAGAGCCUCAGCAAAGUCUCGACCGAAUUUCUCCACGGAUCGGCCCCCGCAUCGGAGGUGAGAGCUUGUAAUUGAUCCUGCGCAGUUACGCUCUUUUUAUGGGCGCUAUCCGGGCCUGAUUUCACAAACUAUCAAAAUUGAUAUACCUGCGUACCAAUUCUGCCUUACACUCCUCAGUUGCUAGUCUAUCCACAAUUAUGGCGGCUGAGCAAACAGCAAAUGGCCAAUCUGCACCACCGGCAGAUAGAAGAAUUCUUAUUCUCUAUGGAUCCGAAACGGGAAAUAGCCAAGAUGCAGCUGAGGAUCUUGAACGACUGGCGGAGCGAUUGCAUUUUAAGACCAGGGUCUGCGAGAUGAAUGAUAUUGAGAUUAAUACUUUGAUACGGUACCCUUUAGCCAUUUUCGUUACCUCGACAACUGGCCAAGGUGAGGUACCUAAGAACGCUCAAAAAUUCUGGAAGAGCUUGCUUCGCAAAAGGUUACCACCCGGUUGCCUCAGUCAAGUGGCAUUCACAACCUUUGGUCUCGGUGACAGCUCCUACACCAAGUACAACUGGGCUGCGAGGAAACUGCACAAACGCCUCGAACAGCUCGGGGCAACUGAAUUAUACCCACGUGGAGAAGCCGACGAACGUCACGAGGAAGGCAUCGACGGCACAUACCUCCCUUGGUCUCUUAGCCUUCGGGCCCAUCUGCUAUCAGAGUACCCGCUACCAGAAGGAGUGUCCCCAAUUCCACCUGAUGUUCAUCUUCCUCCCAAGUUCACUAUUAGACUCGUUCCGACGAUGGAUCGCGAGGGCGUCAGCAACUUAGACCCAUUAAUCCAGAAUAGUAAUGUUGGCCAACCGGCUCUCGGCAAUGACAAAGACGCACGUCCACCCACUGAUGCUGAUCGAAAGCCAAUGAUCGAUGGAAAGGCGGCACUCUUCAGUCACGUAGAUGCUGUGAACCCCGAACUUGACGAGAUUGAGCUGAUACGAGAGAGAGCCCGCCCUGGUAACUUGGCCCCUAUCGCUCGACUGUCCGAACAUACUGCACAGAAGAUGGAUGGGGGUCUCAAUAUUCUGGACCGGCCGAACGUGCUCCGAGAUCAUCCCGCGAAAUACUCUCUCCAAGACUCUACACCAACUUAUGAGAAGCCGCCACCUCCAGACCUUUUGCCCAUUCCUGACAGUUGGAUGGCUACUGUGAUCAGGAACGAGCGUGUCACUCCCCUGAAUCAUUGGCAAGAUGUUCGGCUUCUUGAGUUAAUUGUCAGCCCCAGGAUCAAUCCAGUAACCAAGAAAGUCCAUCACAGUUGUUUCUACAAGCCGGGCGACUGUGUAGUUAUAUACCCAAAGAACUUCCCUGUUGAUGUACAGGCACUAAUUGAUCGUAUGGAGUGGAACGAAGUGGCAGACAAACCCUUCAAACACUACUCAGAGAGAGACGAUGGGAUCAGCAUCGAGCAUGCUCCCAAAAGGUGUUACCCUCUGAAGAACACCACGCUGCGGCAGCUAUUGACUCACAACUACGACAUCACGGCAAUCCCGCACCGCGUCUUUUUUGAUCAUAUCAAAUUCUUUACGGACGACACUAUGCACAAGGACAGACUCACUGAAUUCGCUGACCCGGCUUAUACGGAUGAAUUCUACGAUUACACUUCACGGCCUCGAAGAUCAAUCCUGGAGAUCCUCCAGGAAUUCUCAUCGGUGAAAAUUCCGCACCAAUGGGUGCCUACCAUCUUCCCAAUCAUGCGUGGUCGGGAAUACAGCAUCGCCAGUGGAGGUCGUUUGAUUAAGGACCAGGAUGACCCGGACUACACACGAAUCGAGAUUCUGGUUGCACUGGUCAAGUACAAGACAGUUCUGCGCAAGAUACGCAAAGGGAUCUGUUCGCGAUAUAUCGAGUCCCUUCAACCGGAUACGCCAGUACAAGUCGGUCUUGAGGAACACCAAGGGCCCCCCAUCCAUAGUCAUGACUUCUCACGUCUACCUGUUCUUGCCAUUGCACCAGGAACCGGCGUGGCGCCUAUCCGAUCAUACAUCUGGGAUCGAGCCCUGGAGAGCCAACGUGGCCGGGAGUUCUUGUUCUUCGGCGGCCGGAAUCAUGAUGCCGACUUCUUCUUCAAGAAGGAAUGGGAACAGCUGGGGGUCGAUGUGAUCACGGCAUUCUCGAGAGACCAGAAGGAGAAAUUGUACGUCCAAGACGUUAUUCGUCGCGAGGCUAAAUUGGUCUGCGAACUAGUCCAGCAGAACGCCAUCAUACUCCUUUGUGGAAGUGCAGGAAAGAUGCCCUCGGCCGUUCGUCUGGCGCUUCGCGAUGCCCUCGUGAUAGGUGGUAUGGCGCGUGACCGUGACGAGGCGACGCAGAUCUUGAGCAGAUGCUGGUCCUGGGAGGAGGUGUGGUGAAAUGGAGGAAGAAGAGAACAAUACAUGAUGGCGUUUGGUUUGAGGGGUGGAUAAUACGUCAACACGUGUCAGGUAAACGGCCUCUUUGCGCAGGUUGCAUGAUAGCUUAUAUUUUUAGACUUCUAUAGACACCCAGACCGGAGAUUCGAGAGUACUGCUAAAUAUGAAUUUUGAUGCACCGGCUAGCUUUCUGGUGUGCCUUGACUAGCGACUACAUACU
Molecule: messenger RNA, 2621 nt
Organism: Pseudomassariella vexata
Lineage: Eukaryota; Fungi; Ascomycota; Sordariomycetes; Amphisphaeriales; Pseudomassariaceae
Exons: 4
Coding region: 209-2401 (730 amino acids)
Cellular component (GO): cytosol
Molecular function (GO): FMN binding; NADPH-hemoprotein reductase activity; flavin adenine dinucleotide binding
Source: RefSeq, a predicted model, not a curated record